CGCGAUCACGGCAGCGCAGGACAGAGGUAGAGAGGCGGAGCUAGAGAGGCGAGGUAGAGGGAGAUCAUCCAUUGGCGCCCAGCAUGGGGCCCGGAGCGAUGCUGAUGCUGCUGGUGGCGGCGGCGGUGGCGGGCAUCACCAGCGCCAACAUCGCCCUCGCCGGCCCAUACGCUUUGAAGGUGGUGGACUUUGGCGCCUGCGACGACGGAGGGGAGUACCCGGGGAUGUUGGUGAACAUUUCGCUGAUCUUCGACGAGGCGGCGAACGAGACGGCCUACUCCGGGGACUUUGUCUACAACUACGACUACUUGGCGGACGACUGCUUGAUGGAGAUCACCGUUUACAAGUGGGGCAGUACUGGCGGAUGGGGUAGAUUUUACAACUUGACCUUCACCAGACCAUUUGACUACUUGGUGACUAACUUCCCGGCCGCCAUGGAGUCUAUCUGGUUCCCGAUGGGGAUCACAAAGAAGCCUGUGCCUCCGGGCACCUACUACAUGAAACGACUCUGGACACGACCGAUCACCCUAAAAAAUUUCCCUGCCUUACCUUACGGGAAGUUCAAAUUGUACAUGAAGGGUGUGAAGGACGGCAAAAGACAAGUUUGUGCCCAGAUGAUUGUCGAUAUCUACGAAGUCGGAGCUUUCCGAGCUCUGGGAUACAUUCCAACUUUAGCAGGUCCAGUAUGGGGCCGAAGCUGAUCAACACGCACUUCAGCGACGUGUGUGCUUAGGUUGUGGCCCCGCGUAGCGUCUUAUUUACAGCUGAAGUAAGGAACUGCAGUG
Schistocerca nitens (vagrant locust) is the source of this 785-nucleotide messenger RNA. RefSeq lists its product as uncharacterized. The record is from RefSeq and is a predicted model, not a curated record. The transcript has 6 exons. NCBI's taxonomy places the organism in Eukaryota, Metazoa, Arthropoda, Insecta, Orthoptera, Acrididae. Bases 84 to 701 code for a protein of 205 amino acids.